UCACGCUCCCGACACGAGGACCCUGAUCAGUUACGUGUCCGUGAGAUGGCUCGGCGCAUCGCUAAUGAGAACUACGAACGUGAAAAGCAGCGUCAGGCCAAUCUUACAGCACUUAGCGCUAUCGGACCUCAACGUAAGCGCAAAUUCGAUAGCUUCGAUGACACUUCUCAUGAUGCUUCGGGCCCUGCUGGUUUGGGUUUCUCAAGCGUCCGAGGCGUCGAUGGUAUUGAGUCGCGUCUUGCCUAUGCUACUGCCGACCAAUUUGCCUCCCCCAGUUCUGGAUUGCUACUUUCAACAUCAGCCUCCGCUUCCUCCAACUUUUCUGGCGGGUCAGAUAAUCAGGAUAAUUUUACUAGUCUAUACCCACUCACAAUAGGUGGUGUCGCCAUCUCAUCUGGUGGAAUGGGCUCUGCAGGCUCAGCAAACAGUUCCAGCGGUAGUGCUGGCCCCUCAACAGGCCUGGCCGACGGAGGUGAUGGCGUUGUUUCAGGAUCCAGUUUCAAUUUGGCCAGCACACUCAGGGUUCGUCGCGCGAACCUGCGUGAUAUGCAGCUUGUCUUUUCCAAGGAUGCCAGAUUGCGUCGUUCGCGAACCUAUUAUAAAACCUUCUGGAGGAUUCCUUGA
Messenger RNA from Protopolystoma xenopodis, 624 nucleotides. The record is from the annotation of a GenBank genome assembly. NCBI's taxonomy places the organism in Eukaryota, Metazoa, Platyhelminthes, Monogenea, Polystomatidea, Polystomatidae.